Molecule: messenger RNA, 1968 nt
Organism: Trichosporon asahii var. asahii CBS 2479
Lineage: Eukaryota; Fungi; Basidiomycota; Tremellomycetes; Trichosporonales; Trichosporonaceae
Product: poly(A)+ mRNA-nucleus export-related protein
Exons: 5
Coding region: 1-1968 (655 amino acids)
Biological process (GO): regulation of translational termination; poly(A)+ mRNA export from nucleus; regulation of translational initiation
Cellular component (GO): nuclear pore; nuclear pore cytoplasmic filaments; cytoplasm
Molecular function (GO): inositol hexakisphosphate binding; translation initiation factor binding; phospholipid binding
Source: RefSeq, a predicted model, not a curated record
AUGCGUUUCGCUAUUCCGGAUCCCGCAGAGGAGGAGUUAGACUAUGUGGUGGACAUGGACCUGUACUCGUCGAGUGAUGACGACCUGAGCGGCUGGGUGCCAGAUUUGUCGAGGCGAAGAAGGACGAAGCUUGGCCAGAGCAUCCGCGACAUGUUAUUAUCGAGCGACUCGGAGGACGACUCGUUUGUCUACCCCGACCUCGACUCUGAAGACGAGGUCGGCGACCUGCUCGCCGCGUCUUCGUCGCUGCCCUGGCGCGAACCCCUCCGUACGCCCCAGAACAAGCGCAAGGGGAAAGCGAAGGCUCCGUCGUCGCCACCAAAGCCAUCAUCCACACAGCGCACGCAACCCUCAUCUUCCACUAGUCCCUCCAAGUCAAAAUCCAAGUCGCACACCCCAUCAAAGUCCAAGUCAAGACCUCGACUGCCCCCACUGCGCUCCAGCUACCGGUGGGAGCCGACCAUGCGAGAUCUCAUCAAGGACGACACGCCAAGCGAAUUUGCGUCCUGGAUGAAGUCAACAGAAGAGGAAGCCUUCCGGGAAGGGCACCGGAAUGCGGCGCUGCAGAAAAAGCGUCUGCAGGAGAUCGACCGCAAUGUCCGCCAUGAGAUGGAGAUGGCCGCGCAGGGCAAGCGGAGUCGUGAGGCGGACGAGCUGCAGCGCAUGAUGGAGGGUCUCGCACUCCGGCAAACACAGGAGGAGCAGGACACGUCAAAGCGAUUCCACGAGCGAGAACAGAAGCUCUGGGCCGAGGCGGAGCGCCAACUUGCCGAGAAGCUCGCCGCUGCGGCUGCCGAAGCUCGACGGUUCAAGGAGGAGGAAGCCGCCCGCAUUGCGGCGGAGGAGAAGGCUGCGCUCGCCCGUAAGGCUGAGGCAGAGAAGGCCGCCAAGGAGAAGGCAGAGAAGGAGGCCGCUGAGGCUGCCGCCAAGGAGAAGGCGGCAAAGGAGGAGGAGGAACGCAAGGCUGCCGAGGCAAAGGAUGCUCAGUCUAAGGCCGCUGAGCAGGCUGCUGGCACGCGCGCCGUCGACGAGUGGAAGAAGUGGGUCAACGUCCAGCGGACAAUGAAGGAGCAGGUCAUCAAUGUUGUCAAGGGCGACCGUGCGAUGAAGAGCAGCCUGCGCCAGGGCAUGCGCCUCAUCACCCGCGGCGUCGGGCAGGUGAUCAACACGCAGGAGUCGAUCGUUCGAGUGACGAAAGAUAUCAACGACAUUCUCGUGUCCCAGCUCCCCUCUGCGCCGUCCGCUGCACAGCCGACCGUGCUGGAGAACCUCCCGAGCCCGCAAUACGGCUACCUGCUGUCUCAUCUCUCGAAGAGCCUGAUCAAACAGGCCGAGAACGAGGUCAGCGCGAAGGCGGACGCGGCCUUCCCUCUCGCGCGCAUCGUCGUCGGUCUCAUCAUGCGCGGCCACGGCGCGCUCGCAGACGUGCUCACCGCACGUCUUGUGAAGAAGUCGCCGUGGGUCAUCCCGUACUUCCCGCAGCGUACCGAGGGCCAGCCUCGUGAGGAGUACGAGAAGUCGACUGGCCGCGGGGCCGACGAGUCGAUCACCGACUACAUCGCGCGCCAGGGCGGUAUCUGCACGUUGUACUUUGCCAUCCUCGCCGUGCCGUACCAGACGAUCGCGCCAACCCUCACCGUUCAGCCGAACCCCAAGCAGCUCUGCGACCUCGUGCCGCCGAUCCUCAGGCAGCCGGCAGCGUGGACGUGGAUCGCAUCCCUGCUGCGCGGGAACACGUCGGCCCUCCCGCCCUCGGCGCACCUCCUCUGCGUGCUUCUUGACACGGCGGGCUUCACCCUCCUCAAGUACUACCGCCAGACGGACAAGCUGAAGGAGGCAAUCCGCACGACAUCGGACAACGGACGCAUUCCGGGAGACAGCGAGGCCAGUAGAGCGCGGCUGAAGCUCCUCCUGGAGGGAUGGGACAAGAAGAGUCUCACCGAGCCAAGCGGGUUGAAGUGGGGAUAG